Trichosporon asahii var. asahii CBS 2479 is the source of this 849-nucleotide messenger RNA. RefSeq lists its product as uncharacterized. Lineage: Eukaryota; Fungi; Basidiomycota; Tremellomycetes; Trichosporonales; Trichosporonaceae. The coding region runs from base 1 to 849 and encodes 282 amino acids. The record is from RefSeq and is a predicted model, not a curated record. The transcript is spliced from 2 exons.
AUGGCCGCCACCGACCUCCCUCAACCGGGAGACGGAGCCUAUCUCGCCCGCACUCCCCAGCCAGGAGACGGUGCUUACCUUAUGAGCUCUUCCGGUGGUGCAAAUGGUACCAGCGCUGGCCCUCGCCGUCAAGGCGACCGCCGCCGCAACAACGGUAAUCGCAACGGGAAGCGAAACGGUGGUGGAGCAUCCACCCCGACAGCAUCGACCCCGACCGCUGAUGCGAGCUCUAUCUCUGGACCCUUGGAAAAUUUGUCGAUCAACGGCAACUCCUCUGCUGGGCCCAGCCAACAGACUGGGAACAAGCAGGGUCGCAACCGCCGCAACGGCGACGCCUCGCGCCGUCGCGAUCCAUCCAAGUCCAAUGGCGACGGAACGGCGAGUGGCGCUCGCACCCCCAAGUUCCAGCCAAACCCAUCGGCGCCUGCUUUCGAGCCCGGACAAGCCAUUGACUUCUCGACGGUCAUCCCGGCGCCGACUUCGAAUGCCGGCCCGAGCCAGGAGCGUCGAAGGAACCGCAGCCGCAAGGCGAACAAGGAUUCGUCCGCGCCGAAAGACCAGAAGCCAAAGGAGCCGAGGCGCACCGAGUCGCCGGCGCCCAAGGUAUCGAGCCGAAGAGCCGCAUUCGAAAAAGGAACGAAGCUCACGACCAACGAAAAGAAGGAGUCGCGCCCGCGGAAACAGCACAAUGUUCAGCAGCAACCUAGCCUACCGGAAGCCGACGACCUGAAUUCCCGUCUCACUCGUGGACUCGCCAAGAAGCCGUACAUCGAGUGCCCAAUUCUCCUCACUCCUGCGGUGACGCCUGCUCCCGACACAGGCCCCACUGUGACCACCCUUGCCCUCUGA